AUGGACGACUAUAUGCUCUCCCUCGAUGUUCUACAGUCAUUUGCUGGCGAUCACAAGGAGUAUAACGAGGAUGGACUAGAAGGUUUCUGGUACCCGUACUGGGCGAAAGCUUUCGACCGUGACGGAAGAUUCAAUCCCAACCGUGUCUUUGCCGCUCCUCAAUACCCUCUGACAAAGCUGCAACUCAAGAGUAACGGUGCUCUGAAAAAGGUCAGGAAACUGCCGGACUUCGUGUUACUUUACAUGGAGGGCCACCGGGGAGUCAAACGCCGGGUCACGUCCUCCGAGGUACGCAAUUACGAGGCGAUGCUUGCACACUACAAGGGUGAUUGCAUAGUUGACGACCACGCGAUCCUGGCUGUUUGCGAGAUCAAGACACUUCCAUACCUAUCUCCCGACAUUCCGGAGCACAGCUAUGAGGCAGCUUUCGAAAGGGACAUGCAUCAAUACCAAACCGCCGCGAAGUCUGGAGCUUUCAAGCAGCUUACGUUGCUAUUUUCUGCCCUCGCCGAUGAGGGUCGGCACGUAGAAGCAAUCGCCGCAGUGGCGGCUGUUGGUCCAUUCUUCUCCAUCGCAAACUGCGAAGAUGAUCAGAUCGAAUUCCUAUCCAACAAUACUGACCCUACCUACCGUCAACCGCCGGCCUCAGAGCAGCAGUCCGACACGGACCUAGAAUAUGACAGUGUUUAUUCGCCUCCCCUUGAAGCCACUGGCACCGCUCACCAGCCAGCUCGGGGGCGUCCGAGGACCCUCCGCCCUGCAGCUGCACUGAAGAAGACGGUGCGGUACGGGACCACGGACGUGACCAAGGGCAAGCGCACAGUCUUAGCAUCUGCAAGUCGCCCAGGAGUUGAACCUUCAGGACGGGCUGGACCGUCUCAGCGAAGUUCCAAUACUACCAUGCAAACUCGUCGUUCAGAGCAGGGUACAAGCGCGAUGUUGACGGCGUACGCCGUGGCAAGUCUCAAUCGCCAAAGGAUUCUUCGUCCUGAGGUGCCAAAAAAGGUCCCUACUAGUGGUACAAUGGUUACUGCUGCUGAGGCCCCCGGUGCCCCCUUUACGCGUGGACGAGCCGGUGCUCCUCGUUCAUCGCAGAACUCUGGAGUUAUAGGAGGGGAUUCAGGCGCAUCCGCACAUACUGACCAGGCCGGAAUGUCCGCCGUGCCCUCGAAUACUCCAAGAGUGACCAGCGCGCGGGUUGUUCAAGGCCAGCGAUCGACGGCCACCAGGGCGGCUCGUUCUACCACAGCUGCACCGCCUGUUCAUCGGCAACCAGUACGGCUCGCCGGUGCUCUUCGUGAUGCUCAGACAGCUGUCCAAACUUCCAAACCUGCUAGUGGGCCUCAUGCGACCGCAUCACCUCAGCGUGUUGUGGACUCGAGGACCCCAGGACCCUCUAGGAUCCCUCGCAGGAGUGGUGGACCUGCGGACAUGAGCAGGAACGUGGCGGCUGUUAGCACAACACAGAAAAGCGGUACAAGUAUACAUGGACCGCAGCGCACAGCCUCGGGCGCAUCGGCUGUGCUCAAGAAAGCUGAAAGUGCUCGCACUCAGGCCAUAAGGCAGCAGCUUGAACAGCUUCGCGAGCCCGCCUCCGUAAUAAGGGAAUUAGAGUGGACAGAAUUCGAGCGCUGGACGGAUCCAAGUGCAGAGAAGACUAAGGAUAGGCUGCUCGAGAUGAUUAUCCAGAAUAAUCCUCAACGUCAAAUCGAGCAUCCUCAUAGAGUCAUACUUCGGAACGCUGCGCUGAACAACUCAAAUCCGGAUCUUAGCGCGUUAUUAUCUGCACUCAAAGCGCAGGCAACGCUUGGGUUCUCCAGCGGCGUAGGCAUGCCUGACGUAGGGGGCUAG
Molecule: messenger RNA, 1851 nt
Organism: Fomitopsis serialis
Lineage: Eukaryota; Fungi; Basidiomycota; Agaricomycetes; Polyporales; Fomitopsidaceae
Exons: 9
Coding region: 1-1851 (616 amino acids)
Source: RefSeq, a predicted model, not a curated record